AAUAGUCUCAGGGGUCCAGAUCAAAGUUCUACUCUAACUCCUACUAUUUUAUUCUCAUGUGCCGGAGUUAACAUGGGCUCCGUGUGGAGGAUCAUUCCCUUCAUAGUACUUCUCAUGCUCAAGGCGCAUGCCCUUCCAACUCAAUAUGGUGAGGACGCAGAUGCAGGUGAAUUACGGGAGGACAUUCUUGAAAUCAAUUUAGAUUCCCAAAGAGACUUGUUUGAAGGAGAUAUUGCUGGAGAUCUACGAAGAAAUGCAAUAUUAGAUGAAAAAGCAAGAUGGCAGUUUCCCAUUCCAUACAUCCUCACAGAUAGUUUGGAUCUCAACGCCAAAGGAGUGAUCCUUCAAGCAUUUGAAAUGUAUCGUCUUAAGUCAUGUGUGGACUUCAAGCCCUAUGAAGGGGAAAGCACCUACAUUUCUUUCACAAAGCUGGAUGGAUGUUGGUCAUUUGUUGGAGAUUUAAAGACGGGGCAGAACGUCUCUAUAGGGGACAGAUGUGACACCAAGGCCAUCGUGGAACAUGAACUUCUCCAUGCACUGGGUUUCUAUCAUGAGCAGUCUCGUUCAGACAGGGACGACUAUGUCCAAAUCUGGUGGGAUCAGAUAAUUCCAGGAAAGGAACACAAUUUCAAUAAGUAUGAGGAUGAUUUGAUAACCGACUUAAACACGCCCUAUGAUUACGAGUCCAUCAUGCAUUACAGGCCUCUGUCUUUCAACAAGGACCCUGAUAUUCCAACCAUAACCACAACCAUCCCUGCCUUCAAUAAUAUAAUAGGACAGCGCUUAGACUUCAGUGCUCUUGAUCUGGAAAGACUGAAUCGCAUGUAUGAAUGUGCUGCAUCCCUCACUCUUCUGGAUCAAUGCGCCUUUGAGCAGAUCAACAUCUGUGGAAUGAUUCAGUACGAUGAGGAUGAUGCCGACUGGGUCCAGACUUUGAGCUCUGCAGAUGAAAAGGAUCACACACUUGGAGGACAAUGUAGAGAUGCAGGCUAUUAUAUGAAGUUUGACACCGCUAACAAAACUGAGGGACACAGUGCUUUGUUGGAGUCACGGAUUCUUUACCCCAAGAGGAACCAGCAGUGCCUUGAGUUCUUCUACAGGAUGAGUGGAGACCCUGGUGACCAGCUCAUCAUUUGGGUCAGAAGAGAUGAUGGGUCUGGAAAUAUACGCAAAGUCAGCAAAGUUCACACAAUCAUAGGGGAUGGGGAUGAGUCAUGGAAAAUUGCACACGUCUCUCUAAAUGUUGAGAAAAAGUUCAGGUACUUUUUCCAGGGUAUCGUUAGCUCCAAAAAAACAUCAAGAGGGAUCUUUAUAGAUGACAUUACUCUGACUGAAACAACGUGCCCAAAUGCUGUCUGGAGGAUCCAGAACUUCACCAACCUCCUUAAUACUGUCCCACAUGGUGUAAGAGUUCAGAGUCACCGUUUUUACAACUCUGAGGGGUACGCUUACGGAAUUAAUGUUUACCCAAAUGGCAGGAUAAACUCAUCUGAAGAGUUUGUCGGGAUCACGUUUCACCUCUUCUCUGGUGAGAAUGAUGCUGUAUUAGAAUGGCCUGCAGAGAAUCGGCAAGUUACUAUUGCGGUUAUGGACCAGAAUACAGAUGCAACACUUCAAAUGUCUAACAGCAGAAGCUUCACCACUGAUGCCGACUCUCGGUGGAAUAAACCAUCUACAUUUGAAGAGUGGGACGAAAGUUGCUUUUGCUACAGAGGUCCAGAGUUUGGUUGGGGCACAUUUAUCUCACACGAGCAGCUCCGCAGAAGGGACUUCCUUAAGAAUGACGACCUGAUCAUCACUGUUAAUUUUGAUGAUUUGGCACAUCUUUUAAAAUCAGAAGUUCCAAUCAAAGCUGACUUCUCAAGUCACCUUCAAACUGUAGAAGAAAGCCAUUACAGACCAAAAGUCAGGCAACCACGGGCGAUCAGUGACCCAUGUCAACCAAACCCCUGCCGUAAUGGAGGAGCAUGUGUUGUACAUCAGGGGAAAGCAACUUGCAGGUGUAUUUCUGGACAGGCUGUUGUGUACGCAGGAGACACCUGCGAGAAACAGCACAUUAAUGGAGGAAUUCUGGGAGUUCUGAUUGGUGGAGCUGCAGGAACUAUAGCUCUUACUGUCGCCAUUGUUGCUGUGAUCUACAGGCAAAACUAAAACUAUUUCAUCAUAUUUGACAUCUGAAUAACAUCACUCUUUGAUAAGCAAAGUAUUUUAUUAAUGAAUCAUCUUACAAUAAACAUCUUUAUUAACAAUCGCAUCUCUCUAUUUUCCAUAUCCCUUUAAAAGAAACAAGGAAAUAUGUCUAACAAGAGAAACAAAUAAAUAAAAAAUAAAUAUUUGUCAAUCUCAAGAAUAGUGCUUAAGGUGUGUUAAAUUAACUUUGGUUCUUCAGAUAUUUUGUCAGAAUGACUAAAUAGUACAUAGAGGUUGAUGUCAUAGUUCUUUAUGUUUUGCAAAAUAGAAGCACAGCUAAAACUAAUCAGCUUACAAAUAGGUAGGUGACCACUUUUUACAUUGCAUGUAGAGAGACAGUGUUAAAUAAAAGACAACAACAAUCAGGGUAGAAAACUACAGAUAAUUGCUACAUAUAUACAGCAGCACUUAUAUUGUUCUUUUAAAAACACAAACAUAAACAUCUAUUAUAUUUUUUGUGUCUGUUUCUCGCUGUUUGUUCCUAAUUUUAUGCAGUAAAUAAAAAGGGAUGACCACAGCCUAUACUUUGUUCCAAAUGUGUAUUAAGUCUUUUAAAGUACAAGAAGUACUUUUAGUUCUUCACCAAACAGCGCUCCCUCUCCUGUUUUUGUUGCUGCUGUGGCUUCUCAGGCGGAUCAAUGUACUGCAAUGCAAAUCGGAAACAAAAAAUGUAUUAAAGAAAUUUCUUAGGAAAUUUUUAUGGUCUUUUGUAGAGCUGCCUUUGAAAUUGUUUAAUGAACAUUGACUCUGUUAUGGAAAUGAACUGAAUAAACAUUAACUGACCUGA
Puntigrus tetrazona (Sumatra barb) is the source of this 2977-nucleotide messenger RNA. RefSeq names its product meprin A, alpha (PABA peptide hydrolase), tandem duplicate 2 (gene mep1a.2). Gene Ontology annotation, biological process: proteolysis. Bases 73 to 2151 code for a protein of 692 amino acids. The record is from RefSeq and is a predicted model, not a curated record. The transcript has 14 exons. Gene Ontology annotation, cellular component: membrane. Gene Ontology annotation, molecular function: protein binding; zinc ion binding; metalloendopeptidase activity. Lineage: Eukaryota; Metazoa; Chordata; Actinopteri; Cypriniformes; Cyprinidae.